Molecule: messenger RNA, 848 nt
Organism: Suillus clintonianus
Lineage: Eukaryota; Fungi; Basidiomycota; Agaricomycetes; Boletales; Suillaceae
Exons: 5
Coding region: 156-767 (203 amino acids)
Source: RefSeq, a predicted model, not a curated record
CAGUCUCCACUUAAAGCGCUGUUGUACCGGUACUUUCUAUAGCCCAACACACCCGUUGCUGCCGCGUGCCGUAUCUCUCUCAGAUACCACAUCAUCCUGCUGUAUAUCCCUAUCAAUACCUGUUAUUACCCACAUAUCACACGACACUCGCAUCAAUGGGUGACUCGGUCGUGAGCAAGUGGUCUGCAGGAGUUGGCUACGGUCCAGUUCUCUCUCAGACUGACCUUUAUCUGCUCAAUACCGAGCUGCAGCUAAAUCCUAUCAUGGCUGGUGCUAGCCAUGGCUUCCACCUCAUGUUCAACCUCGUCACUGGUUCUACUGGUGGAUUCAACCCCAAUGACCGAGAUCGUGAUAUCCCAUUCUCUGCUAAAGACGAGCCUGCAACGCUUCCCCGCAUUCAAGAUCUCAUCAUCAUUACCGAGUCCAGCCCGUGGUGCACGGUAGUGCACAAUGAACGUGGCGUUACAAUGGGUGAUGUCUGCAGCACGAUUUGGAAAGAGUACACGGAGAAUUAUGUGACAGAUGCAGAAUUCAACGUUCUCCCUCCAAGGUUGCAGGAACAGGUUAAGAGGGCCGCUGCGCACAAUAAUUCCUCCGGUGCCGCUUGGAACAUGUAUUACAAUACGCCUGCACCCAAUCGGUACAGACGGGUCGAUUGGCUUCGAGACAAGUACUACUUUGAUGGUCUGUCGAAGAAGGAAAACUACUCGCUUCAACGUCUCGGAUUCAAGGCCCCCAACAUCUUCGUACUGAAUCUCACCUCAUGAUGUAUUCUCACGCUUCCCUCUGUGCCCCACGAUGUAUCAUAUGUCGUAUACUCUAUGCUAACUCUUGUCAAACCUAAGGAA